This is a messenger RNA of Acanthopagrus latus (yellowfin seabream), 7503 nucleotides long. RefSeq names its product signal-induced proliferation-associated protein 1. Gene Ontology annotation, molecular function: GTPase activator activity. NCBI's taxonomy places the organism in Eukaryota, Metazoa, Chordata, Actinopteri, Spariformes, Sparidae. The transcript has 18 exons. Bases 1341 to 5138 code for a protein of 1265 amino acids. Gene Ontology annotation, cellular component: plasma membrane; cytoplasm; Golgi apparatus. The record is from RefSeq and is a predicted model, not a curated record. Gene Ontology annotation, biological process: establishment of epithelial cell polarity; epithelial cell morphogenesis; regulation of small GTPase mediated signal transduction.
CUGAAAUAAGGCGGGAGGGAUGCUAGUCCACCAAGGAAAUUCAAUCCAACCCGCAACCUCACCACUGUAAUUGUGUUAGAGGGACCUGAUAAACCUGGUUGUCCACGCUCACAGGUAGAUGAGUGAUAACUGUUUAAACAUGCUCCCUAAACCGAGUAAAGAGUCUGAAGUCACUGCAGCUGCAGGUCUGGAGGGAGCUAACUGAGUUAGCAUUAGCUAAUGGUGGCUGCAGCUGAGCCACACCUUCACACGUGGACAGGACAAGGCAGGCAAACAGUGUAAUUUACACCAGGCCUGAAGCUGCUGCAUGAUCAGCCUGUGAGUACUGUACAGUGCUGUAAGCGGAGGAAGAUGAUGGUCUCAUGAUGGUGACGGUGGUCGGCUCUGGUGAAUCCACUCCCAGCUGUCACAUCACACCUGGUUGGAGCCACAGCAGCCUCUCCCACCAGGACUGAGAGGGAUUUCACACUAAUCUAAUAUCCUCCACACAUCACUCAUCUGGGAAAAUCUUCCUGACGCUGGGCACGUUUCUUCAUCCUGAUUCCUGAAGGGUGGCAGACUCAUCUGGACCUCAGAGAUACACGUACAUUUGUGCUACAGAGACACAUGCCACCAACAACGCAGGCUCCUCCCCGGCGCCCCCCUCCCCCCCCACCCCCACCCUCACCCCAGACCGGAGCCAUUGACCUGGUAGCCCACAGAGCCAUAUGGUACGGCCGGGACGACGCUCCAUACAGUAAUUAGGGGGAUGGUGCCGGACACUUGGCUGUGCUGCAGUGUAGGUUAAGCAGCGUGACUGCCUUCCCCUCCCGUCAGCAUGAUUAAAGCGGUCAGUCUGAACUCACAGGUGGCCAGUGGAAGCAGCAGCAGCAGCAGCAGGCGCUGAAGAGUGCAGACGAAUGGGUGCCAUGUUAGAAGGGCUGAUAGAGACAGAGCCUCUCCUACACAGAGGACAGAGAGUCGGGCUCCAGUGAUGAUCCUCUCAUCCUCACACCGCAGGAAGGAGCACCCCGCAACCGGACCACCACCCAAACACACUCACGCGCACCUGCAACGAGACACACUUGCACAUUCUCCUCAAUCUUCUUCAUUCACACUUCAGAACUCUUGUGUGGCAGCUCACGGAGGCAUCUAUGAGAGCCCGAAGGGUUGAGAAAGUUCAGCCAUUUUAAGUGGUGUGAAUGAGGACUGUAUUUGCUGCUCACACAUUGUCUUCAUACACAGUUUCUCCCAUUUCACACCAGCACCAUAGAGACCAAGGACAGAGAUUUAACUGGGGAGAGCAGAGCGCUCUGGGACCAGAGUGGAGAAUAGAUAGUUAGACUGGUUCCUCAGGCAUCAUGCAGUCAGAUGACCUCUUCAUCCGCAAGUUUCGCCGUCAGAACAUGCGGCCGCCGAUCGCCACUGUCAAUUUUGACCCCAAGCGGGAAGCAGGUGUGGUGGAGUGGCCGCCCAGGAGGGAGGGCGAUGGAGCUGACGGAGACAGCCUCACUCCAAGCCGCGCAGGGUUAACCCUGAGGUCGGUGGGCCGCGGCCACAUCAUGCAGAGGAGCAACAGCGAUGUAACCUUGGGAGACUUGGACUCCUCCGGAAAGGCAGGGGGGAAAGCAGCUCGGGCGGUUGGUGAAAAGGUGGGCGCGGGUUCUCAGGGGGACUCGGGUGUACUGCUUCACAGGGAAUACGGCAGCCUGUCCUCACUGGAGAGACAGUCUCAAGCCCAGGAGCCGAGCACAGACGACCAGGGGCCCCUGAGCCCGAAUGCCCUCCGCUUCAAAGACCCUUUCCUGCUCUUAGGACUGCAAGGCAACCCUCCGGAGCCUGAUGGAUUCUUUCGGGGUCUGUCUCUUCCCGCAGGGGACUCCCCAAAACCUGCCAAGCCGCCGAAGCCUGAAGGUCUAAGUAAGAAGACCAAACCCGUGCCCCCUCAGAUCCCUCAACCAGGUCCAUAUGACAUAAUCGGGGGUGGGGCCUGGGUGAGGAACUUUGCCCACUACGACGUUCAGAGCAUCCUGUUUGACCUCACCGAGGCGGCUACAAACAGAGACAGCAUCGGGCGGAAAAAGAACAUCACCUCAGGGGCCUCCGCAGCCUCCCAGCUACGCCCACUCUCCCAAGCCACCCCGUCCUCACCUGCGCAGGGCGGGGGAAAUAACGGUGCGAACGCAGAUGACCCUGAGCAGUCGCUGCUGCUAGACGAAGGCGACGGCAAUGAUAACGAGCUUCUGCUCAGCUGCCCACACUUCCGCAACGAGACGGGGGGAGAGGAGCAGGUGGGUCUGGGUCGAUCCCAGUGGAGGCGGGGACUCUGGUCGAGCCUUCGGACCCCCAACGAUGCAGUGUCGGUCCUGGAGGAGCCCAGAGAGAGUCACGUCCAGCAGCAGGGCAAGAGCAACUACUUCAUAGAGCACGCAGAUCUGGGAGCACAUUACUAUCGCAAAUAUUUCUACAUGAAAGAACACCAGAAUUUCUUCGGCAUGGACGAUCGCCUCGGUCCAGUGGCCAUCAGCUUCCGUCGAGAGGAGAAAGAAGGAUCCAGCGGAGCUCAGUACAAUUGCAGAAUCAUCUUUCGCACCACAGAGAUGAAGACGCUGCGAGGUUCCAUCCUGGAGGAGUCAGUGCCUUCUGCCGCCCGUCACACGACCCCUAGGGGCUUGUCACCCAAGAGGCUGCUGGAGUUCAUCAUGCCUGAGCUGAACCUGCACUGCCUUCGCUUGGCCUCAAACUCCCCGAAGGUCCGGGACACCCUGCUGAAGCUGGAUGAACAGGGGCUGAAUUUCCAGCGAAAGGUCGGGGUGAUGUAUUGCCGGGCCGGGCAGAGCUCAGAGGAGGACAUGUACAACAACGAGAGCUCGGGGCCAGCGUUCGAGGAGUUUCUGGAUCUGCUGGGGGAGCGAGUGCGCCUCAAGGGCUGGGAGAAAUACCGAGCUCAGCUGGACAACAAGACGGACUCAACGGGGACACAUUCCCUCUACACGCGCUACCAGGACUAUGAGAUUAUGUUUCAUGUGUCCACCAUGCUGCCCUACACAGCCAACAACACACAACAGUUGCUGAGGAAGCGACACAUCGGUAACGACAUCGUGACAAUCGUGUUCCAGGAGCCAGGCGCCCUGCCCUUCACGCCAAAGUCCAUCCGCUCCCAUUUCCAGCAUGUCUUCAUCAUCGUCCAGGUUCACGAGCCCUGCACUGACAAAACCUAUUACAGGGUGGCUGUGACACGCUCUAAAGACAUCCCAUUAUUUGGCCCACUGUUCCCUAAGGGCGCACGCUUCCCUCGCUCGCCUGCCUUCAGAGACUUCCUCCUGGCAAAGGCAGUGAAUGCAGAAAACGCCGCAGAGAAGUCAGAGAAGUUCCGCUCCAUGGCCACCCGCACGCGACAGGAAUACCUGAAGGACCUGGCCGAAAACUACGUGACCACCACGCCCAUCGACUCCUCCACCAAGUUCCCGCUGCUCUCUCUGGGAGGCAAGCGCAAAGACAAGCUGAAGGGCGCCAAAGGGGCGGAGCUGCACAGCGCUGGGGCAUUAGUGUGGGCUGUGAUGGUCAACGGUGGAGAUGAUGGGGAGGCGGGAGAGCUCAGACUUCCCUGUCUGCUGGGGGUGUCGGCAGAGUCGGUGGUGCUCAUUGAGAGGUGCACACGCAGGGUGGUGUUUAACUGCUCCUGCAGAGAUGUCAUCGGCUGGAAGGCGGUGACGGAGACUAAGGAAGGGGGCCCAUGCUUGGAUAUCUUCUAUGAGCGCGGGGAGUCAGUGUCAAUCAGUGUGAUGGAGAGCCAGGCCGAGGAUAUACGAGAGGUGGUGCAGAGGCUAGAGCUGGUCACCCGAGGCUGCGAAGCUUUCGAGGUCACCCCCCUGCGCGACGGAGUCGGCCAGCCCGGCUUCCUGAUGAACGAGGAGGGCUUUGUGACGGAGCUACAGCGCUUCUGCUACGCCGAGAGCGGAGGCCUGCAGCUGUGGGCUCGUGUGGUGCGGCUGUGCGGACACUCGCUGGUUCACCUGAGCCCCGAGGAGAGGACCAGGCUGCUCCGCACUGCGCACAAGAUCCACAUCACUGUCAUCCCACCGGACGAGAACGGCAAGCCUCGCAGAAGUUUCUCCGAGCUCUACCAGAAAGCCAUCAAGGACGCGGAGUGCAAGCCCGGGGAGGAUCAGUCUGGAGAGGCCUGGGUGCUGGACGAGAGGGAAGAAGAAGAAGAAGAAGAAGAAGAAGAAGAGGAAGAGAAAGGGGAAGAGGAGAAAAUGAAGGCGGGUGUGGUCAGUGAACCGGACAUAAUGGAGGUGCAGGUGGAGGCCGAAGAGGGCGAGGCACAGCCGCGUGAAAAAGGGCAAAGCGAGAGAAGUCUCGGCUUGCUCCUCACGCCGCCCAGCUUACCGCUGCUACGGGCCACUUCUCUGCAGGACCAGCCAGCCAAUCAGAGCCAGGAGGGCAGCGGCUCACAGCUCACACGCAGCUGCUCGUUGGAGAGACGGCCAUCCCUCAGGGACACGUGUGAUGGGCAUGUGUACGACAACGUGGGGCUGAAGGUGGAACGCCACAUCUAUGAGAACGUCGGCGAGCUGAGGGAUGACACACCUGAUCUGAUCCUGGCCGUCAAACCCAAGGUUCCCCUGGAGGAAGAGCAGUUCAUGGCCGCUGACUUCGGCGAUGACAAAGCCUCGGCGAGUGACUCGUCUUCCCGUCUGUCGUGUGUGGACCGAGCUGAGAGGAAUUCACGAGCCCUGAGUCUUCAUAACUCCAUCACCAAGAUUCUCUCGGAGACGACAGACUCUACUGAGGAGGAGUGGCAGUCCAUCGCUGACCUGGCCACGGCCUGCCGCAGCAUCCUGGAGGCUUUGUCACGAGAGGACCGUAAAGCCGCAGACCCCUCCCAAGCCGGAGACCAGACGGAUAGCAAGCUGAAAGACUCAAAGGAGAGUGACUCUCCAGGCCACCUAGAAGAGAAGGUAUCGCAGCUGGAAGCCAUGCUGAGGAAGCUGCAGGAUGACCUGCAAAAGGAGAAAGAGGACAAGGCGGUGCUGCAGGCCGAGGUGCAGAGCCUCCGGCAGAACAACCAGCGGCUGCAGGAGGAGUCGCAGAGCACGGUGGCUCGCCUCAUCAAAGUCACUGAGCUGCUGUGCAACGUCAACAAGCCCUGUUAGCCUCUCCUCUCCUCUACUCACCUCGCCUCGCCGCGGCACGCACAAACACACAAAUCAGCAGAGGGAAAGAUGCAAAUCGUGCAGCGUGCUUGUACGCUCAGUAUACUUAUUUUGUUCGUGCAUAUUUGCAAAAAGCAGACACAUACACACACGCAAAAACACACACAUCCUCCUCAAACUGUGUGUCUCAUUCCUGAAUCCUGGACCUGCCAGUUGGUGAGGGAGUAUGCAAAUCAACUCAUACAAAAGACAUUCUCCACAUCCCUUCAUAGACUGACCAAUGGGCAGCUCCCAGGCUGCCGCGUUGGCGUGCUAUGCCAGAGUGCUUCUCUUGUUGUGUAUGUUACAGUAUGUGUGCCGCAUGUGUGCGCGCGUGUGCCUCAGUGUGUGUGUGUGUAUGUGUGUAUGUGUGUGUGCAUCUCUUACUGUACCUUGCUUCAAAUACUUGACGAGCUGGGCUGAAAUAGCACUUGCAUAAAAGAAAAAAAAAGUGGCAAUGAAGACUGAGAGACACUGUAUAGCAUGUUUGGUGGUGUCUUAUCUGAAAUGACCAAAAGUGUAUAUAUAUAUCACCAGUAGUAUAUGUGAACAGUAGUAUUGCUAUCCUCUCUGCCGGACGUGUAGUUGCAAUGUGUGAGUGUGUGUGCUCAUAGUGUGAGAGGCCUCGCGACAAAAACACAAGUAAAAAAAAGGGGGGUGGACAUGUCAAUGACGAGCCUGCAAGGCUGCCUUCUACUUCAAAACAUGUCAUGAUGCUGAGUGACUGGCCUCAGAGCAGCGUCCGUUACGUAAGGACAUCACUCUCCGCCCUCAUCACUUCUCAGUAGUACUGUAUUUAAGACAGUUUGUAGGGAGAGGGGAAGAAAAAAAAAACAUACAUGAAAGGGACGUAAACCGGAAAUGUCCCCCCUGAGGAAAAAAAAAAAAAAAAAGAAAUGAACUAAGCAUGCUUGUUCCUCCUGGAAGUACGUAUGAAAACAAUAUUAAAGGGGUCGUACCUCUCCCGAAGACACAGACAAUGGCAGGAAAAAGAAAUGCUUCAGCUUCCUUCCAUGAUAGCCUGUAGCUGUUUUCUUCUAACCUCACUCUUGUAGCAGCCAUACUGUAGAAGAUCUCCUCCUGCUGGCCUGAACCACACAAUGCCAAAACGGCAGCUUUUUUUUUUUUUUCCUUUUUCAGCUGGCAAAAUAGCUUUAGGUGUCUGAAUAAAAACACCUUGAACUCAUAGUGAAAUACAGAAAUAUUGUAUUUAAGAUAUGUUUUUGUGUUUUUGGCAGAUGUCUACAGUGACUAUUUUGGAGUUUAAUUGUUUGGUAUGGCUUCUGAGUGGUAGGUGAAAUCUUACCGUUCCACCCCUGAUGUGUGUUUGUGUACGUUUCUGUGUCAUUCUUGCACUUUUUUUUCCUUUUCUUAUGUAACAUCAGCACUGGACAGGGCACAUGCUGUAUUUUUCAUUUAGCCUCACUCAACAGAAGAAGGUGGAGAAGCUCUCACUCACCCCCCCCCCCAACUCUCCUGGCACCACCUUCCUUACCUCAUCUUUUUUUUGUGUGUGUCCACCGCUGACGGCGCCAAUAAACAAACAAACAAACAAGCAAACAAACAAACAAACAAACAAGUGUUUUAGAGGAGUCGGACUGCUUCUCCUCAGUGCCAACGAAAAAGCCCAGGCAGCUCUCCUGAAUCCCGCCGAAAUCAAUCAAACCGAACUGAACUGACUGAAAAAAAAAAGGGAUGCCAAACGUUCACCGGUCACUCAGACUCUCUUGUUUCUUCUUGUACAGACUUCCUCUUGUAAUUUUAUUUUAGAGUCACUGUGAAUACCUGGUACCAGCAUAUUAAGAUAUAUACAGAUUAAAUUAUGAAUCUUUAUCAGUAUGUGAAGAUACUGUAUGUACAGUUCCAUGUUACUUAGUGCAUUGGGUUGUGUACGCCCUCCUUUUGCAGGAUGAUUAUGCAGACAAAAAGUGUUGAUAUCCGCAGGCCCCCCUCCCCUCUCCCCUCCCUGUUUCACCCCCACCGGGAGCCUUCGCGACUGAACAGGGAGACGUCCGCGCCAGAAGACCUGUUCUACUGUGUCUUGUAUAGUUAUUUAGAUUGUAGGAGGUUGAUCAAGCAUGAGAAUGUGCCAAGCAACUUCCAAGCUCCCCACCCCCACCUCUCCCUCCCUCCUCUCUGUAUGUGUGUAUGUAUAAAAAUGUAACUUAUUAAUCAUGCAAAUGUGGAUUUUCUUGUAGCUGUUUAAACUGGAGGAACCGAAAAAAAAAAAAAAAGAAAAUGUGAAAUAGGGCAGAAAGGAAUUGGUGGGCUUGGUUAUGAAUUUUUUUUCUUUUUUUUUUUUUUUGUAGAGAACCAACAAUGAUAU